Coffea eugenioides is the source of this 840-nucleotide messenger RNA. RefSeq lists its product as uncharacterized. Lineage: Eukaryota; Viridiplantae; Streptophyta; Magnoliopsida; Gentianales; Rubiaceae. The transcript has a single exon. The coding region runs from base 1 to 840 and encodes 279 amino acids. Gene Ontology annotation, molecular function: nucleic acid binding; RNA-DNA hybrid ribonuclease activity. The record is from RefSeq and is a predicted model, not a curated record.
AUGUUAUUCUUUUGCCCAACUGCCAAAGUGGUAUGGAAACUUGCUCCAGUGAAAUGGGACGGGAUAGCUGAACUACAAGACAACUUUUGGAACUGGUGGGUUGCUGUGAUGCAAUCAGCAAAGGAGGCACAUGGCCUGGACAGAAUCCAGCUUACGGUUAGCAUUUUAUGGCAAGUGUGGAAGGCUAGAAACAAAAUGACUUUCCAAGCUGAGAGGGGGAAUACAAAACUGAUUGUCGACAAAGCUCACAGUGAAUGGCUUGAGUAUGAAGCUUGCAAUGAAACCAAUGGAAGACCAGCUACACCAGCAGAGGAGAAUGGGCAAUCACAACAGAAAUGGGAACCACCUAAAGAAGGUGUGAUAAGGAUAAACACGGAUGCGGCACUCUCAGCUAAGAUGGUCCGGACAGGCCUGGGGAUCAUUGCGCGGAAUUGGCGUGGAAAGAUAGUGAAAGCUAAAGGCAUCAUGACACGGAGGAGAGGAGCACCAGCAAUCGAGGAAGCAAUGGCAAUAAGGAGUGCGUUGGAAAUGGCCACAAAUGCAGGAUGGACUACAAUAGAGGUCCAAUCUGAUUGCAAAUGUGCGGUAAGCCUAAUCAACUCAAGCAAUAGACAGGAUUGUAAGCUGCAAACGAUCCUAGAUGACAUUGAAGACUUGAAGAAGAACUUUGACUGUUGUGUGUUUUUGUUUAUUCCCAGGACUGCUAAUACUUGUAGCCAUGCUUUGGCUCAAUUUGCAGUUAAGUCAGUUAGGAUAAUUGAAUGGGAGAGAUCAUUCCCAUCUUGGUUAUCAGAACUAGCUAGGAAAGAUAUGGGGAUAGUUACCCCAUUUUGUAAUUAA